This is a messenger RNA of Meriones unguiculatus (Mongolian gerbil), 2736 nucleotides long. RefSeq names its product zinc finger protein 431-like. Lineage: Eukaryota; Metazoa; Chordata; Mammalia; Rodentia; Muridae. Gene Ontology annotation, biological process: regulation of DNA-templated transcription. The record is from RefSeq and is a predicted model, not a curated record. The coding region runs from base 250 to 1641 and encodes 463 amino acids. The transcript has 5 exons.
CUUGCCUUGACGCCAUGUUUGUAGUUUUCAGGCAGGUGGGUCUCUUCCGCAAAGCAUCGUGUUACUGUUGUUACUUCCCUGACCAGCGAGCGCUCGCUCAGAAGUGGGGAAAAAGGAUGAAGGUCCGUCUGUGACUAGAGAUUAAGCCAGAAGAAAAUGAUGUGGUGACUGUUUCUGAGCUAUUCCAUAUGGAAUGCAGUGUAUUCAGUGGCCCAUGCCCUCCAUUAAACGCUUUUGAGCAAAAUUGAAAUGGAAUCUAAAGACAGAAAUCCUGACUGGCUUCUACCAUGCCAGGUAAGCCUCACUCAUAAGCAAGGGAAGCAUCAAGAUCUUAUAUUAUUGAGUGCAUUGACCUACAAUGAUGUGCAUGUGAACUUCACUCGAGAAGAGUGGGCUUUGCUGGAUCCUUCCCAGAGGAGUCUAUACAAAGAGGUAAUGCUGGAGACCUACAGGAACCUCACUGCUAUAGGAUACAAUUUGGAAUAUCAUAAUAUUGAAGAGAAUUGUCAAAGUUCUAGAAAACAUGCAAGGUUUGAAAAUAGUCAUAGUGGAGAGAAAGCUUCUGAAGAUACUCGAUAUGAUGAAGUCUUUACACGUCACAUUAGUCCCCACACAUAUAAAAGUAUGCAUAUUGGUGAGGAUCGCUAUGAAUGUAACCAAAAUGGUAAUGCCUUUGCACAUAACAGUCACCUCCUAACACAUAAAAGGACACAUAUUGGAGAGAAACCUUAUGAAUGUAACCAACGUGGUAAAGCCUGUGCACGUAACAGUAAUCUAAUACACGAAAAAAAUCACAAUGGAGAGAAACCUUAUGAAUGUAACGAAUGUGGAAAAGCCUUUGCACGUAAAAGUACUCUCAUAGUACAUGAAAGAACUCACUCUGGAGAGAAACCUUAUGAAUGUAACCAAUGUGGUAAAGCCUUUGCAUGUAACAGUAGUCUCCAAAUACAUAAAAGAACUCACACUGGAGAGAAACCAUAUGAAUGUAACAAAUGUGGUAAAGCCUUUGCACGUAACAGUACUCUCCUAGUACAUGAAAGAACUCACACUGGAGAGAAACCAUAUGAAUGUAACCAAUGUGGUAAAGCCUUUGCACAUAACUGUCAUCUGGUAGUACAUAAAAGAACUCACACUGGAGAGAAACCUUAUGAAUGUAACCAAUGCAGUAAAGCCUUUGCACGGAGCAGUCAUCUGGUAGUACAUAAAAGGACUCACCCUGAAGAGAAGCCUUAUGAAUGUAUCCAAUGUGGUAAGGCCUUUAAACAUAACAGUAAUCUCCUGAUACAUAAAAGAACUCACACUGGACAGAAACCUUAUGAAUGUAACCAAUGCGGUAAGGCCUUUGCACGGAACAGUCAUCUGGUAGCACAUAAAAGAACUCACACUGGAGACAAACCUUAUGAAUGUAACCAAUGUGGUAAAGCCUUUAAACAUAACAGCAGUCUCCUGCUACAUAAAAGAACUCACACUGGACAGAAACCUUAUGAAUGUAACCAAUGUGGUAAAGCCUUUGCACGGAACAGUCAUCUGGUAGUACAUAAAAGAACUCACACUGGAGAGAAACCUUAUGAAUGCAACCAAUGUGCUAAAGCCUUUGCAUGUUACAGUGCUCUCCUAAAACAUAAAAAAACUCACACCUGAGAGAAACCUUAUGAAUAUAACGAAAGUUGCAAAGACUUUGCACGUAACAGUAAUUUCCUAAUACAGAAAAGAACUCCCACUGGAUAUAAACCUUAUGAAUGUAACCAAUAUGGUAAAGUCUUUGCACAGAAUAGUCAUCUGGAAGUACCUAAAAGAACUUACAUUGGAGAGAAAUCUUAUGAAUGUACCUCAUAUGAUAAAGUGUAUGCAUUUCAGAGUAGUCUCUGAAAACCUAAAAGAACACAACUUGAAGAAAAAAACCUUAUGAAUGUAAUCUGUUUGGCAUCAUCUUUGUACAACACAGUCAUCUCCUAAUACAUAAAAAUGCAUGUUGCAGAAAAUUCUUAUGAAAAUAACCAAUGUCAUAAAAGCUUUUCAUGUAAGAGUCAUCUUGAACAAGAACACUUACUGGAGUGAAACCCUAUGACUGUAAUCAAUGUGUUAAAGCCUUUGCAUGUCAUAAUAAUCUCCAUGUACAUAGAAGAACACACACUGGAGGAAAAUUAUGAAUGUAACUAAUGUGAUAAAGCUUCUUGACGUAAUAGUAAUAUCAUAUGACAGAAAGAACAUAUACUGGAGAGAAACCUUAUGAAUGUAACCAAUGUUCUAAAAGUUGCUCUUCACACUCAUCUUCAAAGUCAUGAAAGAAUUCAUAUUGGACUGAAAGACUAUGAGUGCAUUUAGCAUGGUGAAGCUCUUCCACAUUUGUAUAGUCAUCAUCAUUAAAGAAUUCAUACUGGAGAGACAUUAAUGAAUGUUUUAAAAUGUGAGGGCUUUGCAUAUAUCUAUAUUUUUCAUCAUUAUAAAGGUUUCAUAAUGGAGAGGAAUUCCAAGAAAAAAACAUUUUUAAGAGGUGCAGCUGAGAGGCACUGUGGUUAUGUGGACUAGAUAUGCAAAAUAUUUCAAGUGUUUCACAUCUUUCUUCUUCACAUGUUCUCUUUACAAAAUAAUUAGAACCCUGUGUCUCUCCACACCCCUGCCCUGUGGAUCUUCUGUACUUUCUCCUGCCUUCUUUGAUUUCUUUUGUUUUCAACCCAUUAAGAAUUUAUUGUAAUGGAGACUAAAAAAUGAAAUAAAAUGAAUUUUCAAAUCUUU